Molecule: messenger RNA, 6153 nt
Organism: Heterotrigona itama
Lineage: Eukaryota; Metazoa; Arthropoda; Insecta; Hymenoptera; Apidae
Source: the annotation of a GenBank genome assembly
GUCCCUGCCAUCUGAAACUAAUACGUCAUGCGCUUAACGCUUUCGCGCCAAAUUUGCUGACUGAAAUGGAUAGAACGAAAACCAGUUAAUAUGCAAUUGUGUUCUGUGAUAUGCUACGGCAUAGUGUUUAGAUAUUGUAUUUACAAAAAACAAAACUAAUUUUUAAUUAAUUAACAAGUAAUUAUAUUUUUAAAGAAACAAUUUUUAAAAAUCAUCAUAAUUCAGUAAUUUUAUGAUAGCUAUUUAAUGUACUGAAUAAAAAAUUGUCAUUAGUAAAAAAUUAACAAAGCAAAGAUUUAAGAAUAUAUUGAGAAAUUAGAAAUUAUGUAUGAAAAUAACAAUUCAAGUAAUGUGUGCAACGAUGAAUCUGAUGUACAGCAUGGAUUUAAAGAAUCUGAACUUGCUAAAGGAUUAGGAAAUUUUGUAGGACAGGAAAGCGAAUGUUCAGAAAUGAAAAAUUACUCUAAUACUAAAGAGGAAAAUGUACUUAAUAAGACUUCAAAAGAAAUAGAUAAUGAGCUUGAUCAGGAAAAUAAUGAACAUAAAAAUGAAACUAAUUGUUCUGAGAACAAUGCCUGUGAUACAUUAAAUGAAUCUGUAAAAGAAAAAGAUUGUGAAUCUGAGCAAAAUGAUGAUAAAGCUAAAAAUCAAAUUGAUAAUAAUUCUGAUAAUGAUACUGACUUAAUUAAUAAAACCAUAAAAGAAAAAGAUAUAUCUAACCAAAAAGAAGACGAACUUAAAAAGAAUAAUAUUCACAACAGAUUAUUCAGAAUAAUAGACAGUGAUUCAGAAGAAGAAAGUUUAUUUACCCCUAAGUUCAAGAAAAAAAGAUUUGUUGAUGAAAAAGAUGAAAUGUCUAAUUCUGAGCUCGAUAAUGUAUCUAUAAAGAAUUUAAAUAAGAGCAGGAUUAUGAAACUUGUUGACAGCGAUUCAGAUGAUACUUCCAGUAUUGUUCAUGCUAGUGAUGCUAAAAACACAAUUUCAAAUGAGAUGGAGGUUGCAAACAGUAUAAGGAGCAAGCUUCAGACUUUAAUAGAUUCAGAAUCAGAUGAGGAAAAAAAAGAAUCAGAUGAAGAAAGAGAAGAAUCAGAUGAGGAACCAAAUUCUAAGACACAGAAUAAAAUGACUAAAAAUAAGAAGAAAAAUUCUAAAUCUAAGGAAAAACUGAGGAAAGUUUCGUUAAGAGCUUCUAAAGAAGAAGCUAUGAAACAAAUACAAAGUGAAACUCAGCGAUUAAUACGCGAGACAGAAAUUUCAUUACCAUAUCAUAAUCCAAAACAAAGAACAAUACAAGAAUUUUUAAAAAGGAGAAAAGUAAUUUCAUCUUUUCCAGUACCUACAAUGGCAUCUAAAUUGAAAGAGUUUUCCAGUAUCGUUGAUGAAAUUUUGAAAAAAAAAGAGAAAGAAGCAGAAAUAUUUUAUAAAUCUUCUGAUUCAGAAGAAGAGAUUAUAGAAAGUAAUACAGAAGAUAUGAACAUUCAAUGUAUCAAAAAUGUUAAAAAAGACAAUGUUUCACGAAAGUUAUUCGAUGAUAAUUUAUUUACUGCAGGAGUUAAUGAAGAACAAAAUAAUAUAAACGUAGUAGAAAAAAAAAAUGGAACUUUAAUUGAAGUUAAAGACAUUGAAUGUAAUGAGACAAUAAUUAAUAAUGGAACAGAAAGUAGUGCAAUUAAUUCAUUAACAAUACAAACACACUGUGAAGCAUCUAGCAACAUAAUGGAUAGGGUUGAAUCAAAAAAUACAGAAAUAGUCAUAGGUGAAAAAUCAGAUGAUUUGUUACAAGAAGCUACAAGUCAAAAUAAGAAUAAAGAAGAAAGCAUAUGCAUUGAUAAUGAUAAAUAUAAUUUAGAAAGUCUAAACGAUAAUGCAAAAACGAUAAAAGAACCUUCAGGAAUAAUUACAAAUGAAUUUGAUGAAGAUGAUGAAUUUGAUUUUCCACCGUUGGAUUAUUUGGAUUCAUUAGAUACUACAAAGAAAAAUGUACAGAAUAUAGAAAGUUUAAAACCUAAAUUGCGAGGUAUUCCAGGUCAAGUUAUUGACUUAACAGAGGAUAUUACAUCAACUAAGAAAGGAAUAGAUGGUUUGAUAGAUCGAUUUGUACGAAAACAUUCUAAAUCCGAUCGAGCUACUAAAAGUGUAUCUAAAGUUACAACAACGCAAAUAAAGGAAACUCGAAAUGGUGGACUAUCAAUCAUUAAAGAAACAUUACCAUACAGAUUACCAUAUAUUGCAAAUAUAGAUCCUAAAUUGGAGAAACCCGGUGCAAAGUUAAUGCGCUUAAAAGAAGAGUUGAAACGUAGAAUGGCAAUAAAACGCAACGAGGAGUGGAAACAGAGAGAACAGGAAAUGAAAGAACAAGAAAUAGAAUGGAACGAAUCCAUAAAUGAAGAAGAUAAUUUUAACGAACCAUAUUCGCCAAAUAUAGAACCUCAGAUAAGCGAAGAAGAUGAAAUAGAAGAGGACGAUGCAUAUUUGAAAGUAGAAAAAAGGAGAAGGAAAAAAAAUGCUUUUAUAGAAGAUGAGGCCGAAGUCAGUGAAGAUGAAAUAAAUGAUAGCGAUGAUAUCGAAGACCAAGACGAAGACGAAGACGGAGACGAAGAUGAAGAUGAAGAUGAAGAUGAAAAUGAAGAUGAACAUGAAGUACAAGAAAAAGAUGAAAAAUCUGAAAAACUCGUUUCAGAAAAUGAAUAUGAGAGUAGUAGUUGUGAUAGCAAUGAUACGUUUAAAAAGUGUAAAACAUUUAAAAGGAUUGUAAAACCUUUAGACGAUGAUUCAAAAUCUUCAGUUAUUGAAAAUGAUAAAAAUAGUAUGGAACAGUCAACAUUUUCUUCUCAGGUUAAGUUAAAUGAUCUAUUUGAUAAAAAUAUAAAAAACAAUGACUUAAACGCUCAUGAAGAAGCUUUAAUUUCUGAAGUACAUGUAGAAUGGCAAAUGAACCAAACACCACAGUCUAAAAGCAAUAAUCUUGAUUUCAUUUCUCCUAUAACACAAUUGACUGCAUUAAAUGUACAGUUGGAAGAAGAAAAAACAUCAACAACACAAGAGGCAUCGUUUGUUGACCCUAUUUUGAGAGAAUUUACAAAAACUCCGGAAUCACUUCAGAUAAAACGAGGUGUAUCCCAAAAGAAGUUAUUUGCUGAUCAAAGUGCUGUAUUGGAUGAGGAACUUGUGGAAAUCUGUUCAGGUAAAUUUCCAGAAGAUAAAAUGCAAUUGAAUUUUGUGAAAGAAUCUAAUGUAACUGAAUCGCAGUUAUUAGAAUUGUGUUCAGGAACAUUUAGUUCUCAACCAAGCAAUAAUAAAGAGUCAGUUAAUAUCACAAGUGGAAUACUUCAAAGCAUACAGCUACCUGAUGAAAAAGACUCUUCAAAUACUGAAAUAGAUAAGAAAGAUAGGCAACAGUCAAAAGACGAAACAACAUUUUGGAACAAGUUACGCGUUUUGUCUUCUGAUGAAGAAGACUCAGUUGAAAAAGAAAUUAAAAACCGACCAAAAAAAAGAGUUAAGAAGUUAAAUUUAUCCGAUGACGAAGAUGAAAAGAGUUCUGCGUUAAGCAGCAACGACGAAGCAGAAGAUGACGAAAAAUUUAUAGAUUAUGACUCAGAGGAGAACGAAGUGAUUGUUCCAAAGAAAGAGAUAAAACAAUAUGCGGCAAAAUUUUUGGAGGAAGAAGCUGAGCUUAGUGAAAGUGAUUGUGAUGUAUCUGCGGACGAAGAUGAAGAAGAUCUGGAUAAAUUGGAAUUAGAAGAUGGAGACAAUGAAGAAAUUGAUGAGACGAAAGUUAAAAAUCAAUUGGGAAAACUUCAUAUGAAACAAAUGUUGGACGAAGAUAAAAGAGAAGUGAGAAUGCUUCAAGAAAUGCUAUUCGAGGAGGGAGAUUUGUUUAGUGAAAGUACACGUGAGAGGAAAUUCAGAUGGAGAAACAUAGAUAAACAAAGUGACAAUAUUGAUGUCCAACCAUUAGAGGAUAAAGAUGGCUGGGUAGACGUAUCUGAUGACGAAGAUGAAGAAAAGUGGCGCAAGAUAAGACUUGAAAGAGAAUCAUUUUUAGCAGAAAAAUUGACAAAUAUAGACACUGAAAUUGAAAACGAGCUAAACAAUAGUCACAUAUUUAAAUUUGGCUUGAAGAUUUUAAAGAAAAGGCGAAUUAACGAAUUGCAAAAAGAAAAUACAUUGGCAGAAACACUCGAUGAUUCCAAAACGGAACCAAAAAUAUCUCACACUGUUGCGGAAAUGUUAAACACUUCAAAAUUGGAUGAAACAUCGCGUACGAUACGUAAUGUCAUGAAAAAACGUUCGUUCCUUGCCAAAGGAGAAGAAGCAUUGAUGCGUUUAGCCACAUUAGCCAGACGGAAGGAAGCACCACUCUCGUCAAUAAAUACAAAAAAUUUUAUAUUUACGCAUAUUGAUAACAAGGAACGACGUCGUUCUCCAGUGGAGAGGACGCCGUUGUACAGCGACGAAGGAGAUAUUACAUUCAUUAGUCAGACAGCGGAGGGGGCGGUGAGCGUUUACACGAGCACGCGCCAGAAUUCCAGUGGAGUGGUGGCAAGUGUGCCCGAUAGUGGGGGCAGGAGGCUGGAGAUCGGUUGUCCAAUAGGAAGCAAAGGGAAAUUCAGCUCCCGGGCGGAGCAUUCGAAUAUACCAGACACUCCGCUCGCGUCCUUCUGUCAAACGGCGCUGAGCCGUCAAGCGAGCAGACAUUCGCUGCCGCGGGCAUUCUUGGCCCCUGGACUGAAUUAUCUGGGCUACUACGGUGACGAGAUUCACCAGCAUUCGUACGGCGCGCCUGCCAGUUGGCACAUUCCUAUGGAGAACCCUUCGAGCUACUCGAGGGCCCCUGAUCAUCUUCAGACUUGGGACCUGUCCAGAUCGUCCACCCCGUGUCCCCUGGACUUGUCUCUGAAACCUCCACCCACGCCGAGUACACCGAAAACCGAGGAUCUCGUCGUAGAUACCAAGAAGGAACAUCAGAGAACGCUGGACGAUGGGCAGAAAGAAUCGGAAAGUACCAGGUACAGAAGGAACAGCGACGAAUCGGGUUCUCUGAUGGUCGAUGAUUUUGACGCACUUCCACGAAGUUCCUCGGUGCACAGUCAUUCCAGCUACGAAGCAUCCGGGCUGAUGUCCAAGAAGGAACCGCUCCAGGAAUCGACGGUCAAAGCUUGCAGCAGCCUGGUGGAAGACCAGGCGACCAAGUUAACUCCGUUUGGCGCAACCUCGAACGAGAUCGCUUCCAAUUAUUACACGCACAAUCAGAAGCUUCUGUUGACCAGCCCUAGCCAGCUUCAGUCGAUGCAAGGCUACCACCAGCAGCUUCUUCUAACCCCGCAGCAUCACCUGCAAGGGAUGCAACACGCUCCGAUGACUCCGCCGAGCACGCCAUCGCCUCCUCAGUGCCCAAGGCGGAAAGUAAGGGACGAAGACUCGAGCCCUGCCUCGACCACCAGCAACAACAACGGCGGCACGUUGUCCAACAGCUCGAGAUCCAACGGUCCCAGCGAGAAGGUUCUCCAGAGACCGAAGAAGAAGCACGCCAGACGAUUGAAAUUCGACGAAGACACCAGCAGCCCGGUGUCGGGCACCGUGAUCUUGGGCCCGGACGAGGCUGUGGUCACCGGAGACAUCGAUCCAGCGUUCAACAUCGUUGAAGUCACCGAGGAGGCGCGUGCAGAGCUGGCUAAAAUCGAAAACAGGCUCGGCCCGUAUCAGUGCAAGCUCUGCAGGCAACUGCACGACGACGCGUUCCAGCUGGCCCAGCACAGGUGCUCCAGGAUAGCCCACGUCGAGUACAGAUGCCCGGAAUGCGACAAGAGAUUCUCGUGCCCGGCGAACCUGGCCUCUCACAGACGCUGGCACAAGCCAAGGUUGGCCAACGGGGAACACUCGUCGUCGUCGUCGUCGUCAUCGUCGUCGUCUUCGUCGUCGUCGUCGUCGUCGUCCACCGGGAGUAUCGAGAUACCGUGCACCAGGUGCGACGCCAAGUUCACCAGGCAAGCAGCGUUGAGGAAACACCUGGCCAGCCAGCAUCCGGAGACCAGCAGCAACAACAACAACAACAACAACAACAACGUGGUGCUAGAGCAGGGAGCUGUUGGUAAGACUGACGUCGUCCCGGUGAUUUCCGAGGGUACGUUGAACUCCGAGAUCGCCUGA